AUGGCAGAGGCCACGUGGGCUACACACACCAGCGAUGCUCGAGGCAACAUCCUCACCAGGCUGGAUCGACUCUUCUCCAACUUCUGGCAGCAGUUGAAAAGUCGGAAGCUCCAUUCUGCCCCACGGCAAGCGGAGACCUACUUACCUCAGAGAAUCCUUCCCAAGCCUGCAGCUCCACCAGCUCUGAGGGCUGCAAAAUGCCGGAGAGUCAGGCACCGCACUUUACCCAGACACAUGGUGGCUCAGAAGAAACCAUACUCGCUACUUCAAGCUGGAGUGCUACAUCAUUCUGAGGUGCAGUGUCGAACCCCAAAUACAGUGAGAGACCCGACUCACCUACCUGCACGUCGGUAUUACGAUCUGCAGUAUGCCUCCUUAAGCAUAUCACCUCAAGCUACCAGAUCCACCUUACUGGAGCGGAGCCCUGACCUUGCGGCUGCAACGCCCUCCUGCAUCUCACUGAGUGGCUGGCUGCACCAUAUCGCCGAGCUGAUCCCUGCUACCAGGCCGCGUGCCUUGAGAUCUGGAGUUGGUUGA
Messenger RNA from Pelobates cultripes (western spadefoot toad), 537 nucleotides. Lineage: Eukaryota; Metazoa; Chordata; Amphibia; Anura; Pelobatidae. The record is from the annotation of a GenBank genome assembly.